This is a messenger RNA of Lolium perenne, 1330 nucleotides long. NCBI's taxonomy places the organism in Eukaryota, Viridiplantae, Streptophyta, Magnoliopsida, Poales, Poaceae. The record is from RefSeq and is a predicted model, not a curated record.
GAUUGCACUUACCGUAGUAACAAAUUAAAUCAAAUCCCUAUCGUGAUUUCUUACCCAGUGAUUUGUCCAAAAUACUUCUAAAACCAAUGGUGGAUAUACCUCAAUACUACUAGUCCUAUGGACUAGUAAAUUGUACCGUAAAGGACCUCCUACAAAAACCCCACGUCCCACACUCACAACAACCAACACACAUGCAUUUGCUAUCUAAACAACAAAGCAAGAGAGCCUAUCGACCAAAACGCCAUGGACCUCGCAACGGGGGCGCUAGGCUCCCUCCUCUCCAAGCUGGUCGAGCUCCUCGCCGAUGAGUACAAUCGGCUGAAGGGCCUGCGGAAAGAUGUCGAGUUUCUCGAGAGCGAGCUGAGGAGCAUGCACGCCGUCCUCCGCAAGGUGGCGGAGGUGCCGCGGGACCAGCUCGAUGAGCAGGUCAGGCUCUGGGCCAACGAAGUCAGGGAGCUGUCUUUCAACAUGGAGGAUGUUGUCGACCGCUUCCUGGUGCGCGUCCAAGGCCCUGACGACCGCAUCAAGAGCUCACACAAGCUGAAACGGCUCAUGAAGAAGAUGGCCGACUUGUUCACUGUGGGGAGGACUCGCCAUCAGAUUGCCCACGCGAUCAAAGACAUCAAGGGCCAAGUCGAGGAUGUGGCUGCACGCCGUGAUAGAUAUAGGAUCAACGAUAUUGUGGUGAAUCCAACCGCCACAACAACUAUUGAUCCUCGUCUGUUAGCUCUGUACAAAGAUCAGAAAGAGCUCGUUGGCAUCCAAGAAGCAUGUUCUGAGCUAAUCAACAGGUUGGCCAAUGGGAACAAUGAUGUGUCCACGCAAGAACUCAAGAUACUGUCCAUUUUCGGAUUUGGCGGGUUGGGCAAGACGACUCUUGCCAAAGCAGUGUAUCAUGGGAUUAAAGAACAAUUUGAGUGCAUGGCCUUUGUUUCUGUGGGUCGGAAUCCUGACUUAAAGAAACCUUGUCAAGAAUAUCCUCUUCGAGCUUGACCAAAAAAAGUAUGAGAAUUUCAAUGAAGCAGGGUUGGACGAAAGACAGCUCAUCGAUGAACUUCGGGGUCUGAUUCAAAACAAGAGGCGGUUACAUUAAUGUCGACGGCCUUGGCGCUGCUGCUUUUCACAUAGAUCAUGCUGAUGUCAAUGAAUGAGCAAGUGAGCUAGCUAUGAUCAAGAACGUGCAAUCUAUUCUACCUAGCACAUGCUAGGUUGGUUCUAUCGGAGGCUUCUACGACCAUAUCUAAAUGCUGGCUAUCUUGUUGAGAAAAAUUUCUGGCUGCUCUAGUUAUACUACUCUUCCUCCGGAAUGGUGGGUUCUUCGUCUUCAUGG